This is a messenger RNA of Meleagris gallopavo (turkey), 712 nucleotides long. NCBI's taxonomy places the organism in Eukaryota, Metazoa, Chordata, Aves, Galliformes, Phasianidae. The record is from RefSeq and is a predicted model, not a curated record.
GCGCCUCGCAGCCCCCCCAGCCCCCCGGGGCCGUGCCGCCGCCUGCUGGGAUUCGAGCUGCACGAGGUGACGCGAUGGCAGCGCCUGGUGAGGCUCCUGCACCGACCCACCGACCCUGCGGCGCUCGGGGCCUUCCGUGCCGCGUUCGGGCUGCUGAUGGUGCUGGAUGUGCCGCAGGAGCGCGGCAUGGCCCGGCUGGAUCACCGCUACCUGGACGGGCUGCAGGUCUGCCGCUUCCCCCUGCUGCCAGGGCUGCAGCCGCUGCCCCUCGACUGGAUGUACCUCCUGUACGCCGUCAUGGCGCUCGGUACGUGGGGGUGGGGAGAGAAUAAAUAAGGUCCUGGGGACAGAUAUGGGGUGGUGGGGAUGGGUAUGGGGUGAGAAUAAGGUCCUGGGGGCAGAUAUGGGGUGGUGGGGAUGGGUACGGGGUGAGAAUAAGGUCCUGGGGGCAGAUAUGGGGUGGUGGGGAUGGGUAUGGGGUGAGAAUAAGGUCCUGGGGGCAGAUAUGGGGUUGUGGGGAUGGGUACGGGGUGGGUACAGGGUGAUUGGGAUGGAUAUGGGGUCAUUGGCAUGGGUAUAGGGUGGGUACGGGGUCAUGGGCAUGGGUACAGCAUCACGGGGAUGGAUAUGGGGUAAGAAUAAGGUCCUGGGGGUGGCUAUGGGGUCCUGGGGAUGGGUACGGGGUCAUGGAGAUGGAUAUGGGGUGGGUAUG